Molecule: messenger RNA, 894 nt
Organism: Apodemus sylvaticus (European woodmouse)
Lineage: Eukaryota; Metazoa; Chordata; Mammalia; Rodentia; Muridae
Product: cancer/testis antigen 55-like
Exons: 5
Coding region: 138-857 (239 amino acids)
Source: RefSeq, a predicted model, not a curated record
UGAGAGCCUCCCUUUAGCCAUAUACUUUCAUCUCACAGAGGCUAGGGAAGAGGACCAUAUACCAAGAGUCAGAAAAAGGAAGCCUGCUGAGUCAUCUGUAAGCCUUCGGCAUUGCCCAAGCUGAUGGUGAUACCACCAUGCUUAAACUUCUACGGUGGGCAUCUGCAUUCUUUCUAAGGAGGAACAUGUCUGAAGAAACAUCACAGGAACAGCCUCUAGAUAACUCCAAGUUUAAGUCCGUUCAGGGUGUUGUAACCUCUCUGUGUAUGGACUACGGCUGGAUUAAUGAAACCAUCCUCUUCAAUAUGGACGUAAUCAGUGACAACACACCUCUGCAAAUCGGGACAAAUGUCCUUGCACUUGUGGGAGAAAACCAAAGAACUCAUAUCCCGAAAGCAAUCAAGGUGAAAGCUAUGAAUGAUCUUCCUGAAGGCAGUGAACCAUCAAAACUUGGCAGAAAACUUUGCAUUAGCUGUGUCACCUCAGUAACUGAAGAAGAUGUGUACAUAAGCAAAGAAAAGUGCUUCCCAUUGUACAUGUUUUCAGGAGCAUUUAAGCCUUUCAAAGGAGACUUACUGCUUGUUGAGUAUUCCACCAAUCCAGGAACGUCAAAGAUCAAUAUCCACUCUGUGAGCCCCCUAAACACUCAAUAUAUGGAAGAGGUUUAUGUUACUAGCAUUGAUGGAAGAAAUGGCAUGGUGGAAUCCAGCAUAUUUUUUACCCUUGAUUCUCUCCAUAUGCCUUCUGGGUAUACACCCAGAUUAAACAACAUAGUGGACGUGGUCACUGUGGAAAGUAUACAACCACAAUGUUCAUGGAGAGCUGUGUCAAUGACCCCGGUGGAAACUGAGAAUUAAGGAGACCUUGUAAUUCAUUUCGACCUUAUGUCUAAGG